GAGUCUCACUCUUCUUGCCCAGGCUGGAGUGCAAUGGUGCAAUCUUGGCUCAGUGAAAUCUCUGCCUCCCGGGUUCAAGCGAUUCUCCUGCCUCAGCCUCCCAAGUAGUUGGGAUUACAAGUGGCUGCCACCACACCUGGCUAAUUUUUGUAUUUUUAGUAGAGAUGGGUUUCACCAUGUUGGUUAGGCUGGUCUCCAACUCCUGACCUCAGGUGAUCCACCCACCUCGGCCUCCCAAAGUGCUGGGAUUACAGGCAUGAGCCACUGCGCUCGGCCUCUCCUGCCUCUUUACCUUGAGUAUGGUCUGUAUCACAUGCUACCUUGUACCAUAAAUACAUUCUCUACUAGACUUUCUUUUUUUUUUUCCCAGAAGGAAAUAGUGUCUUUAAUUCAUACUGCAUUCUCCCUCAGUGCGUAGCACCAUGCUCAAUGUUUAUGUAUUUAAAUAGAAGUCUUAAACCAGAAGAAGUGAAAUCUACAAUCUCAAGAAUGAGCAUAGAGCCUGCACAAUGGCCAGAUGGUGUUUGUGCACCAUCAGUGUGACAUAUGUUUCCCAUGGCUCACAAGACUCUGCAGAAAUUGCUUACUUCUCCUACUCUAUCUUGUACCAUUCCUCUUCCUUCUACGCUCCAGCCACACUGGCCUUUUUUUGGUCUUUGAACACACUAAGUCUGCUCCCAUCUCUAGGCCUUUAUUCCUGGCAUUUCUGUCACCUGGAAUGGUCUACCUGCUGAUCUCUGCUGACUGCUUCUUUAAGACUCAGCUCAGUGUUUACCUCCUCAGAGAAGCUUUUCUUGAUCAUCUAUUUUAAACUAGGUUCCCAACUCCAGUUACUCUCUAUCAACUCACCUUAAUUCUCUGCAUAGCAUUUAUCUUUCUGAAAUUAACAUGUUCAUUUCUUUGCACUCACAUGUGAGCUCCAGGAGAGGAGGGACCUUGCCUGUCUUGUUCAAUGCUGUGCACCUUCAGUGGCUACCAUAGAGCCCGUGGUAUUAAGAAUGCUUUUGGCUGAAAGUAACAGAAUAUUCAUCUAAACGUGGCAUAAACUGCAGGGGUUUAUUUUUUCUUACAUAAAAAGGAACUAGAGGUAGGCAGUAUCAGGCCUGGUUCAACAGUUCAAUGUUAUCUGGAUUCUGCAUUGGCUUCUCUGAGAUUGUCUUGGCCUUGCCUCAUGGUUGCAAUAUGGCUGCCAAAGGUCAAAGCAUUGCAAGAAAACAUCCCUCUCAGGAAGAAAGUGGGGCCUGGGCCUCUCUCCUUUUUUUUUUUUUUUUAUCAAGGUAGAAAAACUUUCCCAGGAACCCUCCUCUCACACUUCCCUCUUAUAUCUCAUUGGCCCAAACUGAUUGGGAGUCUACACUGUCCCACUAGUCAAUAAGAGGGAGCUUAUCAUGGUUUUUUCAGCAGUCAUGAUUCAUCAGCUGAAGUUGGGCCUGCCUUCCUUAAACCCUGUGGCUCUGCCCUAUACCUGAAGUAAAUCUGGGCUCUCUUCGCAAGCAAAAUGUGUUAUAGCUAUUGUGGCAGUAACCAACAGCAUGAGCCACACAGGCAUUUAUGGAACAGAGAGUAUGAAUUCUUGGAGAUCUGCCUACACGCAACAAUUAACAAAUUUUACACGUACUGUGCAAAACUAAGAUUUGUGACACAAUGUCUUUAGAGGACUUCCAGGUCCCAGGCCCUCUAGGAGCCUCCAUAUAUAUGCUUUAUUGAGACUGAUGUGAUGGCUGAAAUAGGCUUACUGCGAAGAGACUUGGCCUUUUCUGGGUUCAAAGAAACCAUCACCACACAUGCCCUUGUUUCCAUAAUAAAGUCCCCUAAAAGACUGUUUGGUCUUUGAGGGUGGGGAAAGUGCCUGAUGGGUGGUGGUAGGACUGCUUUCAGAAGGGCUGCUCGAUCCCCCAGACUGAGGGCCGUUUUCAAACUCUCAACAAAUGAAAUAACCAGAUAGAAAACUGCCACCAUCAGUGGAGCCUUUCACUCUGCACUUCAGGAGGUCUGACAGGGUUACUAGUACUUCAAGAUUCCCGUCCCUAUUUCUGUCUUAAGCAUGUUCGUUUUAUGCCCUGUUAUGAGAUGUUCUUUGAUUCUUGGAAAAACAAUUUCUUGGAAGCUGAAAAGGGUAAGGGGAUGAAUAGGAAAUGGAAAGGUGAGUGCGGGGCACUUGUAAAAGCUACUAUAAGAUUGGUUAAGUCCUCCAAACCCAGGGAGAUGGGCCUUCCUAAUGCCCACCCCCACCCCACUCCUGGUGCAGUGAGUGCUGACCUAGGGAUCACCUGCCACAGGCUCAAGCUCCACCACCCAGCUCUCCCCCGUGGGGGACGCAGCGAGGGGUGCCGCCACAAUUAAGUUCCCACUUCCAGAAGCAUGCUCUCUCCCCAGUGUUGCCCCCUGUUAGGUGAGCCAACUGAGUAGGAAAACGGUGUGGGCGAGGAGGGGGACCCAGUCGAGCCGCUCACGCUGGAAAUCCGCUCUCUGUCCUUCGACAUUGGUGCGACCCUUCCCCACGGAGCACACAAAAGGCGGCUGCUCCACGUUGUUUUCCAGCCCCUAGCCGCCUGGGCCCUGGGGGCUUGUGGGGUGGAGGGAAUGAGAGUUCUCCAGCCCUCCUGCGGGCACUGCAGCUCGGAGGCGGGAGAGGAGCACUAGGGCGGGAGAGGAGCACGCCCCACUCUUGGAGACAUUUCAUCACCCCUCUCUGUUCCCCCACCCCACCCCGCCCGCCCCACUCAAGCGGAAAAAAAGCAGCAGCCCAGAUCUCCCCUCCCGGAUGCGGCUGCACCAGCAACAUCAGCUGCGGGCGGAGCCCGAGCGGUAGCCACUUCCCCCCUCUUCCCUCGUGACCCUCGCCCCCACCUCCAGUUCUCCCUCCCCCUCUACACACCCUUCCCCAUCAGACACACCCUCUUGCUUCGGCUGGUGGCGAUCUGAGCUCGGGCCCUCUAGGGGAGGGAGCUGCCGCCGCCGACGCCGUGGGGCAGGACAGUGAGCGGGCGAAGCGAGCGAGAAAAGGAGGGAAGGAGGGAACGAGGGAGGAGCAGCGGGUGGGAGGUGGGAGGGAGAAGCAGCGUGAGCCGCGCCGCCGCCGAGCUGCGAUGUGGCCGGCCGGCCGGCGAGUAAACAGAGGGAGCAGCAGCGGCCGCGGCCGCCGCGGGCCGGGGCAGUGAGUCCACCCGCCCGCCGAGACCCGCCCGCUGCCGCUGCCGCUGCCAUGGCCGAAGUGCGCAAAUUCACCAAACGGCUCAGCAAGCCUGGCACGGCGGCUGAGCUCCGGCAGAGCGUGUCUGAGGCCGUGCGGGGCUCCGUGGUGCUGGAAAAGGCCAAAGUUGUUGAGCCCCUGGACUAUGAGAAUGUUAUUGCCCAAAGAAAAACCCAGAUUUACAGCGACCCCCUCCGAGAUCUGCUUAUGUUUCCAAUGGAAGAUAUAUCUAUCUCAGUGAUAGGUCGUCAGCGCAGAACGGUGCAGUCCACUGUACCAGAAGAUGCUGAAAAGAGGGCCCAGAGUUUAUUUGUUAAAGAGUGUAUUAAAACCUAUAGCACAGAUUGGCACGUGGUAAACUACAAGUAUGAGGACUUCUCUGGGGACUUUCGAAUGUUGCCAUGUAAAUCUUUGAGACCAGAAAAGAUUCCUAAUCAUGUAUUUGAGAUAGAUGAAGACUGUGAGAAAGAUGAGGACUCAUCUUCUUUAUGUUCUCAGAAGGGUGGUGUGAUAAAACAAGGCUGGUUGCAUAAAGCAAAUGUAAAUAGCACCAUCACAGUAACCAUGAAGGUAUUCAAGAGACGAUAUUUUUACUUGACCCAGCUUCCUGACGGUUCAUAUAUUCUCAAUUCCUAUAAAGAUGAGAAAAAUUCAAAAGAAUCGAAAGGUUGCAUCUACUUGGACGCCUGCAUUGAUGUUGUUCAGUGCCCCAAAAUGCGCCGUCAUGCUUUUGAACUCAAGAUGUUAGAUAAAUAUAGCCAUUAUCUGGCUGCUGAAACUGAGCAGGAAAUGGAGGAAUGGUUGAUAACUUUGAAAAGGAUUAUUCAGAUCAACACCGACAGUUUAGUUCAAGAAAAAAAGGAGACGGUAGAAACAGCACAAGAUGAUGAAACUAGCAGCCAAGGAAAAGCCGAGAACAUCAUGGCAAGUUUGGAAAGGAGCAUGCAUCCAGAACUGAUGAAGUAUGGAAGAGAAACCGAACAACUAAACAAACUCAGUAGAGGAGAUGGAAGACAGAAUCUCUUUUCUUUUGAUUCAGAAGUUCAGAGGUUGGACUUUUCAGGAAUUGAACCUGAUAUAAAGCCAUUUGAAGAAAAAUGCAACAAACGUUUCCUGGUAAAUUGCCAUGAUUUAACUUUCAAUAUCUUGGGCCAACUUGGAGACAAUGCAAAAGGACCACCCACAAAUGUUGAGCCCUUUUUUAUCAAUCUUGCCUUAUUUGAUGUAAAGAACAAUUGUAAGAUUUCAGCAGACUUUCAUAUAGACCUGAAUCCCCCAUCUGUCCGUGAAAUGCUGUGGGGCUCUUCAACCCAACUGGCCAGUGACGGUAGCCCAAAGGGCUCUUCACCCGAAUCUUACAUUCAUGGAAUUGCCGAAUCUCAGUUACGCUACAUACAACAGGGAAUUUUCUCAGUGACGAAUCCACAUCCUGAAAUUUUUCUAGUUGCGAGAAUUGAAAAGGUACUACAGGGAAACAUUACACACUGUGCAGAACCCUAUAUCAAAAAUUCUGAUCCAGUAAAGACGGCCCAGAAGGUGCACAGGACAGCUAAACAAGUGUGUAGCCGCCUUGGACAAUACAGAAUGCCCUUCGCUUGGGCUGCCAGACCCAUUUUCAAAGAUACUCAAGGCUCUCUCGAUCUGGAUGGGAGAUUUUCUCCUCUGUAUAAACAAGACAGUAGCAAGCUUUCAAGUGAAGACAUUCUCAAGUUGCUCUCAGAAUAUAAGAAGCCAGAAAAGACCAAACUUCAGAUUAUUCCUGGGCAGCUAAACAUCACAGUAGAAUGUGUUCCUGUGGAUUUAUCAAAUUGUAUUACUUCUUCAUAUGUGCCCUUGAAGCCUUUUGAAAAGAAUUGCCAAAAUAUUACCGUGGAGGUUGAAGAGUUUGUUCCAGAAAUGACAAAAUAUUGUUAUCCAUUUACUAUUUACAAAAACCAUCUGUAUAUAUAUCCCUUGCAAUUAAAAUACGAUAGCCAGAAAACAUUUGCCAAGGCAAGGAACAUUGCAGUCUGUGUGGAAUUCCGGGAUUCAGAUGAAAGUGACGCUAGUGCCCUAAAGUGUAUUUAUGGAAAACCUGCAGGGUCUGUUUUUACCACAAAUGCUUAUGCUGUUGUCUCGCAUCACAAUCAAAAUCCAGAGUUCUAUGAUGAGAUUAAAAUUGAGCUUCCCAUUCACCUACAUCAAAAACAUCAUUUGCUUUUCACUUUUUAUCAUGUAAGUUGUGAAAUUAACACAAAGGGAACAACCAAAAAGCAAGACACAGUUGAAACUCCAGUUGGGUUUGCCUGGGUACCUUUGCUGAAAGAUGGUAGAAUCAUCACAUUUGAGCAGCAGCUGCCAGUUUCCGCCAAUCUUCCCCCAGGCUACUUGAAUCUGAAUGAUGCAGAAUCAAGAAGGCAAUGUAACGUGGAUAUUAAAUGGGUAGAUGGUGCAAAGCCUUUGUUGAAGAUUAAAAGCCACUUAGAAUCUACCAUUUACACUCAAGAUCUGCAUGUGCACAAAUUCUUCCAUCAUUGCCAGCUGAUUCAGUCGGGCUCGAAAGAAGUUCCAGGGGAGCUUAUUAAAUAUUUAAAGUGUUUGCAUGCCAUGGAGAUCCAAGUCAUGAUACAGUUUCUACCUGUAAUUCUUAUGCAACUCUUCCGAGUUCUCACAAAUAUGACCCAUGAAGAUGACGUACCUAUCAACUGCACCAUGGUUCUCUUACAUAUUGUAUCAAAGUGCCAUGAGGAAGGCUUGGAUGGUUAUUUAAGAUCAUUCAUAAAGUAUAGCUUCCGACCUGAAAAACCGAGUGCUCCUCAGGCCCAGCUGAUACAUGAAACCCUGGCUACUACGAUGAUAGCAAUAUUGAAACAGUCUGCAGAUUUUUUAUCAAUAAACAAAUUGCUAAAGUACUCAUGGUUUUUCUUUGAAAUAAUUGCAAAGUCAAUGGCCACAUACUUGUUGGAAGAGAAUAAGAUUAAGCUUCCCCGAGGCCAGAGAUUUCCCGAGACGUAUCAUCACGUCUUACAUUCACUGCUUCUUGCAAUAAUUCCCCAUGUGACUAUUCGGUAUGCAGAGAUUCCCGACGAGUCCAGAAAUGUGAACUAUAGUUUGGCUAGCUUCCUGAAGCGCUGUUUGACACUAAUGGAUAGAGGAUUUAUUUUCAAUUUAAUAAAUGACUAUAUAUCUGGAUUCAGCCCCAAAGAUCCUAAGGUUCUGGCUGAAUACAAGUUUGACUUUCUGCAAACAAUUUGCAAUCACGAACAUUACAUUCCUUUGAACUUGCCAAUGGCAUUUGCAAAACCUAAACUGCAGCGGGUUCAAGAUUUUUUUUCAUUUGCGGUGGACCGUUUGACUUCAGUAGAUUCAAAUCUUGAAUACAGUUUAUCAGAUGAGUAUUGCAAGCAUCACUUCUUGGUUGGUCUACUUCUGAGGGAAACUUCCAUUGCUCUUCAGGACAAUUAUGAGAUCAGAUAUACAGCUAUCUCUGUCAUAAAGAAUCUUUUGAUAAAACAUGCAUUUGACACAAGAUACCAGCACAAGAACCAACAAGCCAAAAUAGCACAAUUGUACCUCCCCUUUGUUGGACUACUUUUGGAAAAUAUACAGCGAUUAGCAGGUCGAGAUACCUUGUAUUCUUGUGCAGCCAUGCCUAAUUCUGCAUCCAGAGAUGAGUUUCCAUGUGGCUUUACUUCACCUGCCAAUAGAGGGAGUCUGAGCACUGACAAAGACACCGCUUAUGGGUCUUUUCAAAAUGGACAUGGAAUUAAGAGAGAAGAUUCAAGAGGUUCCCUCAUCCCAGAAGGAGCAACAGGAUUUCCAGAUCAGGGCAACACUGGUGAAAAUACCCGACAGAGUUCUACAAGGAGUAGUGUAUCCCAGUAUAACCGCCUGGAUCAGUAUGAAAUCAGAAGCCUCCUGAUGUGCUACCUGUAUAUAGUAAAAAUGAUUUCAGAAGAUACUCUCUUAACUUACUGGAAUAAAGUAUCACCUCAGGAGCUCAUAAACAUUCUUAUACUUUUAGAAGUAUGUUUGUUUCACUUUAGAUAUAUGGGGAAAAGAAACAUAGCAAGGGUGCAUGAUGCCUGGCUGUCAAAACACUUUGGAAUAGACCGAAAAUCGCAAACCAUGCCUGCUCUUCGAAACAGAUCAGGAGUAAUGCAGGCCCGGCUUCAGCAUCUUAGUAGCCUAGAAAGUUCAUUUACACUUAAUCACAGUUCUACAACAACUGAAGCAGACAUUUUCCACCAGGCACUUCUUGAAGGCAAUACAGCUACUGAAGUUUCCCUAACAGUACUAGAUACCAUAUCAUUUUUCACUCAGUGCUUCAAGACCCAACUUUUAAAUAAUGAUGGCCAUAACCCAUUAAUGAAAAAAGUGUUUGAUAUACAUCUUGCUUUUCUUAAAAAUGGACAAUCUGAAGUGUCGCUGAAACAUGUAUUUGCCUCACUGAGAGCUUUCAUCAGUAAGUUUCCUUCAGCAUUUUUCAAAGGAAGAGUAAACAUGUGUGCUGCAUUUUGCUAUGAGGUUUUAAAGUGCUGCACAUCAAAGAUUAGCUCAACCAGGAAUGAAGCAUCUGCACUUUUGUAUCUUUUGAUGAGAAACAACUUUGAGUAUACCAAAAGGAAAACCUUUUUGAGGACACAUCUACAGAUAAUAAUUGCUGUAAGCCAGCUGAUAGCUGAUGUAGCACUAAGCGGAGGAUCAAGAUUUCAGGAGUCUUUAUUCAUUAUCAAUAAUUUUGCAAAUAGUGACAGACCUAUGAAGGCAACUGCCUUUCCCACAGAAGUCAAAGACUUGACCAAGAGAAUCCGCACUGUUCUUAUGGCCACUGCCCAAAUGAAGGAGCAUGAGAAAGACCCUGAAAUGCUAAUUGAUCUCCAGUAUAGCUUAGCCAAGUCCUAUGCAAGCACCCCAGAGCUCAGGAAAACCUGGCUUGAUAGCAUGGCCAAGAUUCAUGUAAAAAAUGGAGAUUUUUCAGAGGCUGCGAUGUGUUAUGUCCAUGUAGCAGCUCUAGUUGCAGAGUUUCUUCAUCGAAAAAAAUUAUUUCCUAAUGGAUGUUCAGCCUUCAAGAAAAUUACUCCCAAUAUAGAUGAAGAAGGAGCAAUGAAAGAAGAUGCUGGGAUGAUGGAUGUCCAUUAUAGUGAAGAGGUCUUGCUGGAGUUGCUAGAACAAUGUGUGGAUGGCUUAUGGAAGGCAGAACGUUAUGAAAUAAUUUCUGAGAUUUCCAAGUUGAUCAUUCCAAUUUAUGAGAAACGUCGUGAGUUUGAGAAACUUACUCAAGUUUAUAGAACUCUUCAUGGAGCUUACACAAAAAUUCUGGAAGUUAUGCAUACAAAAAAGAGACUUUUAGGCACUUUCUUCAGAGUUGCCUUUUAUGGCCAAUCUUUUUUUGAAGAAGAAGAUGGAAAGGAGUACAUCUAUAAAGAACCAAAGCUCACUGGCCUCUCAGAAAUUUCCUUGAGACUUGUUAAACUUUAUGGUGAAAAGUUUGGUACGGAGAAUGUCAAAAUAAUUCAGGAUUCAGACAAGGUAAAUGCCAAAGAGCUUGAUCCAAAAUAUGCUCAUAUACAAGUUACUUAUGUGAAGCCUUACUUUGAUGACAAAGAACUCACAGAAAGGAAGACCGAGUUUGAAAGAAAUCAUAAUAUCAGCAGAUUUGUUUUUGAGGCCCCUUACACUUUAUCAGGCAAAAAACAGGGCUGUAUAGAAGAACAGUGCAAACGCCGUACAAUCUUGACAACUUCAAACUCGUUUCCCUAUGUGAAGAAGAGGAUUCCUAUUAACUGUGAACAGCAGAUUAAUUUAAAACCAAUUGAUGUUGCCACUGAUGAAAUAAAAGAUAAAACUGCAGAGCUGCAAAAGCUUUGCUCCUCUACUGACGUGGACAUGAUUCAGCUCCAACUUAAAUUGCAGGGCUGUGUUUCUGUGCAGGUCAAUGCUGGUCCAUUAGCAUAUGCAAGAGCUUUCUUAAAUGACAGUCAAGCUAGCAAGUAUCCACCUAAGAAAGUGAGUGAGUUGAAAGACAUGUUUAGGAAAUUUAUACAAGCAUGCAGCAUUGCACUUGAACUAAAUGAGCGGCUAAUUAAAGAAGAUCAAGUUGAGUACCAUGAAGGGCUAAAGUCAAAUUUCAGAGACAUGGUAAAAGAAUUAUCUGACAUUAUCCAUGAGCAGAUAUUACAAGAAGACACAAUGCAUUCUCCCUGGAUGAGCAACACAUUACAUGUAUUUUGUGCAAUUAGUGGUACAUCAAGUGACCGAGGUUAUGGUUCCCCAAGAUACGCUGAAGUGUGAGGAAAUGCAGAUGUACGUGACAAUGAGACUGACCUUUCUCAGGAAUAUUUGGAGCUGUGCAAAUGUUAAAAUUUAAAGAUUUGAUAUACAUGGGGUGUUUCUUCUCGACACCAAAAUUUUCAUGUGUUCCAACAGGGUGCUUACAUAUUUGUAAAUAAGCAACUUGAAAGUGCCUGGAAAAUUGCACCACUGUGCUUGGUUUGUACUUUUUUAGGUAAAUCUAUAUGCUGAAAAGUAGAGCUCAAAAACAGUAGUUCAAUUUGCUUAAUUAUUGCUUAAAAUAAUAAUGGUACUAUGUAAAAUUGUAUAAUGGAAUACAAUAAAAGGUAAAACUUAUUUCUAA
Messenger RNA from Symphalangus syndactylus (siamang), 9809 nucleotides. It is a transcript of the gene DOCK11, whose product is annotated as dedicator of cytokinesis 11. Gene Ontology annotation, biological process: small GTPase-mediated signal transduction; positive regulation of GTPase activity; marginal zone B cell differentiation. Gene Ontology annotation, molecular function: guanyl-nucleotide exchange factor activity. NCBI's taxonomy places the organism in Eukaryota, Metazoa, Chordata, Mammalia, Primates, Hylobatidae. The record is from RefSeq and is a predicted model, not a curated record.